Schistosoma guineensis is the source of this 1413-nucleotide messenger RNA. The record is from the annotation of a GenBank genome assembly. NCBI's taxonomy places the organism in Eukaryota, Metazoa, Platyhelminthes, Trematoda, Strigeidida, Schistosomatidae.
AUGGAUUUCUAUGAUCAUGGAUACGAAGAGAACAAACUUGGGAUGACCGUAACGAGUGGUUGUGUGAAACUUAAAAAGGACCCACAGAAUCUAGUGGGUAUAAGUAUUGGAGGGGGAGCCCCAUACUGUCCGUGCCUUUACGUUGUUCAAAUAUUCGACUCCACGCCAGCUUCAGAAGAUGGUAGUCUUCAAGCUGGGGACGAAAUAACUGGUGUCAAUGGUAUAUCUGUAAAAGGCAAGACGAAAGUGGAAGCUGCACGACUCAUUCAAAGUUUCAAGGAUGAAGUAAGAAUUAACUAUAACAAACUUCAUGCAGACCCAAAACAAGGAAAAACGCUAGACUUAAUAUUAAAGAAGGUGAAACAUCGUAUUGUUGAAACGAUGGAAUCUAGUACAGCCGAUGCUUUAGGUCUAAGCCGAGCUAUUCUUGUAAAUGACGGUAUGGUUAAAAAGUUGGAAGAACUCAAUAAAACAUCAAAUGUGUUUUCGGGUAUGGUAAAUCAUGCAAAAAAGUUGUUACGUGCAAUCUAUGAACUUUCUCGUAUCUAUGCUGUAUUGGGAGACACAUUUUCAGAAAUUGGCGUUAAAGAGCCCAUGACAUGCACAAGCGAAGCAUUUACUCAAUUUGGUACGAUUCAUCGAAGUAUGGAGCGUUUUUCGAUUGAAAUGUUGAAAAAGAUUAAGCCAAUGAUCAUGGAUUUAAACACAUUUCUACAUAAAGCGGUUCCUGAUACAAAGUUAACAAUCAAAAAAUAUUUAGAUGUCAAAUUUGAAUAUUUGUCUUAUUGUCUUAAAGUAAAGGAAAUGGACGAUGAAGAGUAUGGUUUUGCUAUGGUUCAAGAACCACUAUAUCGUGUAGAAACUGGAAAUUAUGAAUAUAGACUUGUUUUAAGAUGUCGACAGGAUGCACGUACACGGUUUGCUAAGAUGCGCAAUGAUGUUUUAGUAAAACUAGAAUUAUUGGAUAAUAAACAUGUACAAGAUAUCGUGUUUGAGUUACAACGUUUCAUCGAUGCUAUGGCCACCUACCAUGAUCAAUGUUAUGGUGUCAUGAAGCAAAUAAAAAUUUUUCCACUUGAAGUGGAUCUGGCAAGAGAUGCAUUUGCGUACAACCUAGGGAUUUUUAAUACAGGCGAAGAUGAAGGCGGUGAAGAUAUUGAUGAGGAUGUAAUCAACACUGAGUCAGUUGGAGAAAAAUCUGUCAGUAGCAAGUAUAACCAGUUAACUGACGAUGUCAAAUUAAUAGACCUGGCAGGAAUAAAUUCCAAAAGCCGAUAUUCUGAGAAUGAGGGUGAUGAUGAGGUGUUAGAUAUGAACAACUGGAACUCUUUAUCUACUUGGGGUCCUCAUACAGGUGACAGUAAAUCGAAUAAACAGGAGGCUGUUACAGACUUGCUUUGUUUUGACUAGUUA